Molecule: messenger RNA, 1520 nt
Organism: Amoebophrya sp. A25
Lineage: Eukaryota; Dinophyceae; Syndiniales; Amoebophryaceae
Source: the annotation of a GenBank genome assembly
CUCGCAAACAAAAAGACGAUGGCAUUUGCUGCUUAUGACAAAAGUACUUGUGUAGACUCAUGAUUAUGAAAGAAUCUCUUCACCCGUUUAACUUUAAUGCUAUAAUUGUCUAAGUCCUCUGAGUACUGUUAGUCAUGAAUAAUUCGGCACCCACACCCCACAACAACCGAAGCACCACCCUUUUCAUACUGCAAACAAUACGGAAGACCUGGCGAAACUGUGGGCGCAAACCGAAAAAUGGAAUAUGCAACCAGUUGACGAAAGUCUCGUUUAUGAAACGAUCUUAUCAUCCUGAGGUUCAGAAAAAGUGUGUGCAUCUGGUCUCCUCUUGUGACUCGUUUUUACUCUCUCUCAGUGGUUGUUUCGAGAAUCUUCAAACAAAACGGUCCUGAAAGGUAUUUUUGUCAUCCUGAGUCUCUCAAUUUUUUUGAUUUCGUAGUCGAUGGAGAUACCUUUCAGGACAGCCUGCGAGUCAGGAUGCAAAAAGAAGAAAAACAUCCUUGUACUCGAAAACGGAAACAAUACCCGAGCUACUGACUGAAAUAGGGGGGGUAGCUUAACGUCAAGGCUACUCUUCCUUCUCAUCAGUAUCUCGCUUAUUUUCAGUAGUAAGUUACUUGCUUAUUUCAGUUUUUCGAAUACUCGGGAGUGGCAAAAAGCUACUCGUCUCUUCCUUCAUUUCUUCACGCCAAUUAGACAAAAGCUGGACGACCUAGGCCCUCUACACGACGACGGAAAAGACGACUCGGGAAACGCGGAUCCGGGAGCGCUCUGCCUAGCGACAGUAUUGCUCGAUAGUAGGAGAAUUCUUUUUACCAACAUUUGAGCGGUUUCAUCUUCGUAUUAGACCUACUUGUUCUUGAGUACCAGAACUAGUUGCACACGACAUCUUUCUUGAUUUAACGAGAUGUUGACGAUGAUCAGACAACUGAUGAUAAUAGCAUUUUUUCUAAUAGAAACACAAACAAAAACACGAUCAUGAUCACUCAGCUUCCGCCAUGUAGUGUUUCCGUUCUAGAAAAGCUGAAACCUGGAGAGAAGCCAGAAAACUGCGACCCUGACCGCAUUAAACCCUGCGGCUACUACGACGCUGGACCAGACAGGACAUUGUUACAGGGUAACAACAUUUGCUCCGAAAAGACGGGGUUUCUGGAUCCGUUUCGAGCAUUAUGUGUGAAGAAUUUACAGUUUGUCUUCUUUAUACAAUAUCUGGGUGGCGCUUUCAAAACGAAGAAGCGAAGUUGUGAAAAAGUGAUACUCUUCAAUAGCUCAGUGAGAUGAUAGUGGAGCUCGUACGUAGUCGUAGUGUACUUAGUUCGUUGCACGCUUAUCGAGCAGCUUCCUUUGAGUCAAGAGGUAUAAAUACGCAACGCGCUGAAAAGACGGGAUUUCUGGAUCCGUUUCUUGAAGAAUUUACAGUUUGUCUUCUGCUCGACAGGUAGCUAGGAGUUUUUAAGUAUUUCGUUUAUCUUCUAAAUCUGUCGCUUGAGGAGAGAAAAUACAUAGUCCAGUUCGAUGGU